Messenger RNA from Physeter macrocephalus (sperm whale), 4894 nucleotides. It is a transcript of the gene SDC1, whose product is annotated as syndecan 1. The record is from RefSeq and is a predicted model, not a curated record. The coding region runs from base 975 to 1883 and encodes 302 amino acids. NCBI's taxonomy places the organism in Eukaryota, Metazoa, Chordata, Mammalia, Artiodactyla, Physeteridae. Gene Ontology annotation, cellular component: membrane; cell surface. The transcript is spliced from 7 exons. Gene Ontology annotation, biological process: cell migration.
GAACAUCUCUGAGAUGCCCACUUGGUAUCCUGACUUGUGACCCUCCCAAGGAACUUUCAUGCUCAUGCCCUAGGUGUCUUGGAGGGAUGCUGCAGCACAGCCCCAGGCCCCCUGGGCCAGCCUGGGCAGAGGUCUGCUCAGAUGGAGGUGGCCCUCCUAUGGCCAGUGUUGGGUGAGAGAUGGCAGGAGUGGGCUUGAGGCUGCCUUCUUGAAGCUUUCUCUGCCAGCCCUCUGCCCACAGACUACCGACAUGCUCUUGGGAAUGGCUGACAACCUGGUGAUGGAGACCCUUAGCCCCUGGUAGCCCUGACCCUGCUUGUCCAUGCCAUCCUGUCUCCACCUCUGAAGCUGGGCUGGCAUCUUGGUCUCAGCUGCUGGCAGGGGUCAGGAACUCUUUUUUUUUUUUUUUUUUUAAUGGUUUGCCUUUUAAAAAAAUUUAUUUAUUUUAUUUAUUUAUUUUGGGCUUCAUUGGGUCUUCGUUGCUGUGCGCGGGCCUUUCUCGAGUUGCGCUGAGUGGGGGCCACCCUUCGUUGUGGUGCGUGGGUGGCUUCUCGUUGUAGAGCACUGGCUCUAGGCACACGGGCUUUGGUAGUUGUGGCUCGUGGGCUCUAGAGCACAGACUCAGUAGCUGUGGCGCACGGGCUUAGUUGCUCCAUGGCAUAUGGGAUCUUCCCGGACCAGGGCUCGAACCCGUGUCCCCUGCAUUGGCAGGCGUAUUCUUAACCACCAGGGAAGCCCAGGAACUCUUACUUGGUGAGGAUGACAUGCUCAUCCCAUGGCUCCUAGGGCCUGCGGUGCAUUGAGGAGAUUUAGGCAAGUUUCCCUUAAAACAGCUGGACCGUCAGGGAAGGUGUUCCUUCGGGGCAGGGGAGGGAGAGAAAUGGCAGGUGAAGGGAGCAAACACUGCCUGCAAGUCUGCAGAUACUUCACUGCCCGGUGACCAUUGGCAAGACCCUCACCCUUAUCUCUGGGAGAUGCUGAUCUCAGCCCUGCCUGCCUCAAAUCAAAGGAUAAUGCAAACUGUGGCUGUAAAUGUGCCCCCCGAAGAUCAGGAUGGCUCUGGAGAUGACUCUGACAACUUCUCUGGCUCGGGUGCAGGCGCUCUGCCAGAUGUCACCUUGUCACAGCAGACCCCCUCCACCUGGAAGGACAAGGGGCUCCUGACGGCCACACCCACGGCUCCAGAGCCCAGCCGCCCGGAAACCACCAUCACCUCCACCUCCGUCCUGCCGACUGGAGAGCAGCCUGAGGAGGGAGGGCUGGUGCUCCUAGCAAAGCUGGAACCUGGCCUCACCGCCCAGGAGAAGGAGGCCACCCACCCACCCAGUGGGACCACGCUGCACCCAACCACCCACCGGGCAUCAACAGCCAGAGCCACCACGGCCCAGGGGCCUGCCACCUCCCAUCCCCACAGGGACGUGCAGCCUGACCACCGUGAGACCUCAGCUCCCACAGGUCACGGCCAGCUCGAGCCUCAGGCUCCCAGCGUGGAGGAUAGAGGUUCUUCUGCCACCGAGAAGGCUGCUGAAGAUGAAGCCCCCACCCAGCUCCCAGAAGGAGAGGGCUCUGGGGAGCAGGACUUCACCUUUGAUGUGUCCGCGGAGAGCUCAGACGGGGCCACUGUGGAACCUGGCCAGCGGAAUGGGCCCCCAGGGGAUCCUGGGGCCGCGGGGGCCUCGCAGGGCCUCCUGGACAGGAAGGAAGUGCUGGGAGGGAUCAUUGCCGGAGGCCUCGUGGGACUCAUCUUUGCUGUGUGCCUGGUGGGUUUCAUGCUGUACCGGAUGAAGAAGAAGGACGAGGGCAGCUAUUCCUUGGAGGAGCCGAAACAAGCCAAUGGUGGGGCCUACCAGAAGCCCAGCAAGCAGGAGGAGUUCUAUGCCUGAUGGGGGGGAUGCCUCUCCCCUCCCCCUGCGCUCGCUAGGCCCCCACUUGCCUUUUCUGUGAAGAACUGCAGACCCUGCCCUCCUCCACCGCGCCACCUUCCUGGCGCACCCAGCCCCGCCGGCGGCUCCCUUCCCGCGGAGUCCUGGGCGUGCUGGGGAGAGGGCUCGUCUCCGCUUCUCUGACUUCUGCCUGGAGACUUGGGCACAAGGGCUUUCUCACAUAUGACCGACCUUUCCAUCACAGCCGGCACCUGGCAGCCCACCACGCUGACUCAUUUUCUCCAAACCGGAGCAGCCCGUCCCCAGGCCCAACUCUGGAGAGAAGGGGACCCCGCUGCUCAGGACCCGGAUGUCUGGAAGAUGCUGUGGCUGAGCACUGACACGUCUGUAGCACUUACUGGUAGAGACCAGCGGGCCUGGCUGGGGGUGUGUGUCCCGCUGAGUGGUGGGGACAGGAGGUCAGGGCUCUGUCGGAAUUCACUUUGUUUUGUGGAGAGGUCUAAUUUAGAUGUCAAUUUGUUUUUGCACAUGUUUCCUCUAGUUUCUUUGUUUAUAGCCCAGUAGACUUUGUUACUUCAGAGGUAAGUUAAGUAAGUUGAUUUGGUUAUCCCCCAUCCUGCUUCCCUAAUCUGUAUGGUCAGGAGACAGCAUCAGGGUUAAGAAGACUUUUUUUUUUUUUUUUUUUUUUUUUUUUGGGGACUAGGAGAACCAAAUCCAGAAGCCAACAUAUAGGCUUAGUUCGUGUGUUGUCUCUUGAGUUUGUCGCUCACGUGUACAACAGGGUAUGGAAUGUCUGUUGGGUGGCCCUGUUGGUGGGCUGGCCCAUCCCGGCUGCCGUGGGUGGUCACCUCUUGGAGCAGUCAUGCCUGUGUCCAUGAACUCGGGGCCGGGGCCAGGGCCCAAGUGGCUGGGAUGUUGGGGAGCCUGUGUGAGAAUUGAAUCCUGGAGCCUCAGGCUUGGGGAUCAAGGAGAGAGGACCAAGCCCUUCCUUUUAUGCCAUCUCUGGGGGACACUUUCUCCUGGAAGGUGACGAGAGGGGUCUUGGCCCUACCUGCCACUGAGCUGCCCCAUGAAGGACCAGGUUCACUUUGAUUAGCUCCUGUGGCCCGACUUUGGGCUGGAAUCAGGAAUGUUCCAAAGAGUUGUUAGUCUUUUGCUUUUGGCAAAACUCUGCUUAAUCCAAUGGGUUUUUCCCUGUACAGUAGAUUUUCCAAAUGUAAUAAACUUUAAUAUAAAGUAGUCAUGUGAACUCUACCGCCUUUGCUUCUUUCUGUGCUGGUCUAGUGGCCGUGACCAGCCUUUUCUCUAAACGCCAGCGAUAUUGGGAAACCUGGCUAAAAGCUCUGUGCCUUCAUCUUUCCCGUGGGGAGGGAUUCUGGGGCCAGAGUCCCUCUGGUUUGUUUUGGUUUUUUGUUUUUUGUCUUUGUUGAAAUUAUUCUGGAGAUCGGUAGGUUCAUUCAAGGUUAUGCAAGGCCCGAUGUAAAUUUCCGUGUUGCCAAGUUCGAAGGACAGUCUCCUAAAUGGUGAUGAAGCUGUGUCGGCCCCAGUCCAGUUUGAUCCGAGGCCACGCGCCCCACGGAGGCCUGGAGCCAAGGCCUGCCUCUCAGACACCUUUGCUGGGACCAGAGACCCCCAGCCCUGGCUCCUGGGAACUCCUGUGGUUGCUUAUUUAAUUUUGACAACGUUCCAGCUGCUCUGUUGGCCGCUCUGCGAGGGGACCGCCCGUGAUUCGGAGAGACGCCCUGCCCAGCGAAGGGAACUUGUGCCCCAUGUUCCAUACAGAGACUUUCUGCCGGAGUGUACGAGUGGACGCGACUCCUGGGUGGAGAAGGGGCUGUGACUGCUCAUCUCUGCUGGUCCCUGGGACGGCGCUCAACCCACGGCUGGGCCCAUUCAUGUAGCUAAUAAACGGAAAAACUUCAGCCGUGUUGGAGCCACACUUCUGUGACAUCCUCGCUUUGCAGGCAAAACCUGCAGUAUGGAGGCUGCACCCCCUCACCCCCGGUACUGGUCCUUGAGCCGUGCGAGCUUUGCACCCACUCAUGGUGUGCAGGUGUGAGAGCGAGCGUGCCCCCAAAUCAGGCCCUCGGCUGUGCUACCUGAGUGCCUGCUCGACUUCAAGCCUCAGCUCAAAGCUCCUCCAGGGAGAGGCCCUGCAUCCUCUGUGCCCCCAUAACUUCUGGGUCACUGCUCUCGGCACCUCUCGCCCCAUCACCGCAGGUGUCCGUUUCCACAAUGGCUUCCUGUUACCUCGGGUGCUUCCUGAGGGCAGGUGCUUUAUUAUGAGCCCAGCAUGAGGCGUGCCGUGGGGGAGCUCGCUGUAGAUAUGGGAGCCUCUGCCUUUGGGUGUUCCUUGUGGACGCCUGGUGCUGCUGUCCUGUUCUGCAAGUCAGGUGGUUGUUAGAAGCUUAUUAACGGUGCAAGACACUACCACACACCCCCCAGAAAGGCUGACGUUAAAAUCGGACGAUUGUUGGAGGGCGCGUGGAGCCACCGUGAAGCUCCUGCGCUGCUGGAAAAUGUGCCAAUUGUACGAGCACUUGGGAAACUAAAGCCAAACCUAUGCCUAUGCUAUGCUCCAGGCAGAAGGAGAGCGCGUGUCUGCGGAAAGAUGUGUGUGAAAAGGUCCACAGCAGCCUCACGCAUCACAGCCCAGACGUGGAAACAGCCCAGUGUCCACCAACAGGAGAACAGAUAAAUAAAUUGUGCUACGGCCCUACAAUGGAGUACUACCCAGUGAUGAAAAAGAACCAACGACUGCUACGCAUCCAACAUAGAUGACAUCACAGGCUAUAUAUUCAGCACAAGAAGCCAGACACAAAAGAGCCCAGACUGCCUGAUUCCAUUUAUAUAAAGUUCAGGAACAGGCAAAACUAAUGGGUGAUGGAAGCCUGUGGUACUUCUGCUGGGGGUGUGGUAUUGACAAGGCGGGGGCACAAAGGACUCUUCUCUGAAAGUUUCCCUGGCUUGUAAGUGGUGAUUACGGGGGUGUAUGUAUCUGUAAAUAAAUC